This is a messenger RNA of Jaculus jaculus (lesser Egyptian jerboa), 1099 nucleotides long. RefSeq names its product corticotropin releasing hormone (gene Crh). Gene Ontology annotation, molecular function: corticotropin-releasing hormone activity. The coding region runs from base 169 to 714 and encodes 181 amino acids. The transcript is spliced from 2 exons. NCBI's taxonomy places the organism in Eukaryota, Metazoa, Chordata, Mammalia, Rodentia, Dipodidae. Gene Ontology annotation, biological process: negative regulation of epinephrine secretion; positive regulation of cortisol secretion; negative regulation of glucagon secretion. The record is from RefSeq and is a predicted model, not a curated record. Gene Ontology annotation, cellular component: extracellular region.
AGUACGUUGGUAGACUGAAGAGGAAGAGAAGAAACAAAGAAAAGGAGAGUGGGAAGAGAAAGGAAGAGGGGGACGUAGACCUACUGAAGAAGCUCAGGAGAAGUCCCUCUGCAACGAGGCAGCCUCUGCUCACCAGGAAGCACCGGGAAGCGAGCGAGUGCCCCUGACAUGCGUCUGCGGCUGCUGGUGUGUGCGGGCGUGCUGCUGGUGGCCCUGUGGCCCUGCCCGCCAUGCCGGGCGCUGCUCAGCCGGGCGCCGGUGCCAGGCUCGGGGCGCGCCCCGCAGGUCCCGCAGCCCCUGGAUCUCCUCCAGCCGCAGCCCGAGCAGCAGCAGCAGCAGCAGCCGCAGCCGGUGCUGAUCCGCAUGGGAGAAGAGUACUUCCUCCGCCUGGGCGACCUCAACAAGAGCCCCGCCGCUCGGCCGUCGCCCCUCGCGGCGGGCACCGGGAGCCGCGCCUCGCCCGACCAGGCCGCCGCCAACUUUUUCCGCGCGUUGCUGCAGCUGCCUAGGCGCUCGGCGCUCGAGCGCGGCCCCGACGACGCCCUCGGCGGCCACCAGGAGGCGCUGGAGAGGAAGAGGCGAUCCGAGGAGCCUCCCAUCUCCCUGGAUCUCACCUUCCACCUUCUCCGAGAAGUCUUGGAAAUGGCCAGGGCCGAGCAGUUAGCGCAGCAAGCUCACAGCAACAGGAAACUGAUGGAGAUUAUUGGGAAAUGAAACGGUGCGUUUGGCCAAAAGAGAUUCUGCAUUUAGCACAAAAAUAAAAAUUAAAAUUAAAUUAAGAUACAGUAUUCUGUACCAUAGUGCUGCUCUGAUAUCAUUUGUUUAUUUUUAUAUAGCUUGAAACAUAGAGGAUGUACAGGGAAAGGGCCUAUAUAUGCCCUAAUUAGCAUGCAGAAAGUGUAUCCCCGCGCAGUAACAAAACAGUUAUUUGUAUUGUCCACUUUUAGUUUCCAUAGCCAGGUGUCUUUACAGUGAUGUCUUAAAGAAAAAGUAGACCCAAGGAGAAACAUUUUGAAGAAGAUGGAAGCCAUUCAAAUGUUUUUGUAGGGGGGGUCACAGCUGAAGAGAACACCAUGCUUGAGUGAGUGGCUAAAGUGAA